Molecule: messenger RNA, 1215 nt
Organism: Arachis duranensis
Lineage: Eukaryota; Viridiplantae; Streptophyta; Magnoliopsida; Fabales; Fabaceae
Exons: 3
Coding region: 106-1206 (366 amino acids)
Molecular function (GO): protein binding
Source: RefSeq, a predicted model, not a curated record
CGUAAACCCCCUUCUUGGUAACGAUGAGAGUGUAGGGUUUAUGUAGAGUGGAGUUGGUGAUACGAAAAACUAAGCAUUAGCAGCAGCAUAUCUUUCACCACGGAUAUGCACCCAAGAAUGAGUCUGGUAGCAGGAUCAUACGAGAGGUUCAUUUGGGGCUUCUCCCUAAAUCCCAAAAACGAAACCCUGACCCUAACCCCUCUCUUCUCUUACCCUUCCCACCUCUCUCUCAUCAAGUGCGUCGCCGUCUCCGGCUCCGUCGUGGCCUCCGGCGGUGCUGACGACACAAUCCACCUCUGCGACCUCGUCACCGCUGCCUCCCUCGGCUCCCUCCACCAACACUCUGCCACGGUCACCGCCCUUGCUUUCUACGCCCCUCCCUCCCUUCCCUUUCCCCGCAACCUCCUCUCCGCCGACGCCGAAGGCUCACUGUCGCUCUUUGACGCCGAUGGCUUCGUCCACCUGAAGACGCUCCCCCGCGUCCACCGCCGCGCCGUCAACGACCUCUCACUUCACCCCUCCGGCAAGCUCGCACUCUCUGUUGGCCGUGAUGAAUGCCUCGCCAUGGUCAACCUUGUACGUGGCCGAAGGAGCUUCUGUUGCCGCCUUGGAAAGGAGGCAAGUAUAGUGAGGUAUGACUUGGCCGGAGACAGGUUCUUUAUGGCCAUGGAGGAGAAGGUGACUGUGCACGGGGCUGAGGAUGCGCGCUUGCUAUUUGAAUUGGACUGCCAGAAAAAGGUCCUCUGCGCUACGCCAGCGAAGAAUGGACUUCUAUACACAGGUGGUGAGGACCGAAAUAUCACAGCAUGGGACAUAAACAGCGGGAAGGUGGCUUAUUGCAUUGAAGGAGCACAUAAUGCCCGUGUAAAAGGAAUUGUUGUGCUCACAGAUAGUGAUGCUGCUUCAGGGAGUGAUGAUCCGUACCUAGUUGCAUCUGCAUCAUCUGAUGGGGUUAUACAUGUCUGGGAUGUUCGAAUGGCCGCAACAGAGAAGUUGAAUCCAGUAGCUGAGUGUAGGACACAAUCUAGGUUGACAUGCCUUGCUGGAUCAUCUCUAAAAUGUAGCUUUUGUUUUCGGAACAGGACGCAGAGACAUGGACAACACUUGUUUAAAACGUGUUUGGAAGCAGAGACAUGGACAGUGAACAUAUUGUCUCUGAGACAGUUUUUUAUACUUUUGUGUUUACUCUUUUACGAAGGACAUUAAUGGACAUGG